Messenger RNA from Poecilia reticulata (guppy), 1887 nucleotides. The record is from RefSeq and is a predicted model, not a curated record. Lineage: Eukaryota; Metazoa; Chordata; Actinopteri; Cyprinodontiformes; Poeciliidae.
CAUUUAAGGCAUGCCAUACAGAGCAGCUGGCGAGCCAGGACAGAUUUGCUCUGUGGCGUUAAAGAUGGUCCAUCAAGGUCUUCCUCCCAGAUUUGUUGCACGUUUUCUUUAAUUCUAAUUAUGCUCUUUUUAAUAACCACACAGUAUUAUUUUUUCUCAUGCUGUAAAUUUGGCCUGUCGUUCUUAAUUUGUGCUUUUGAUAUUUCUUACSUGUGUGUGAAUUUGCACGCUUCCAUUCUGGUGUUUGUGAACCUCAGAGCAGCCUCUGCCAAACCGAACGCGUCUCAGGCGGGACGCUGCAGAUUUGGAUCGACUCAGCAGUGGCUUUUGUGGCGAGUUUAACAUUUGCAUAUUUUACAUUACACUUUGAAUGUUGUUACCCGACUUUGGCAAAGAAGAUGACUUGCAUGGCUGAUGGACGGUGAGCUGCAGCUGCAGUUAGUUUCUGAGGAGGACGCUGACGUGUUGCAGCUUUGCCAAACGUUUCCUGCCAUGAGGUUUGGAUGGUCGCUCUGGUCUGAAACACAUGAAAACCAGCUCAGAUUAACUAACUCCCCCAAUAGACAGAACAUGAAGAACAGUGAUGGACCUUUUACUCUGUCACGAAGUCAGUGCUGCUUUGUCAUGUUGGUUCUGGGAGUUGUGGUUUUUUCCUGCUGCACAAACAUAAGAAACAUGGAACCUGAGUGGAACUUUAAAUGGUUGAUGCUAAAUAAUUGGACAAAACUCUUGACAUUCAGGAAUCAAAGCUUUGUCACAAACAUCUUAUCUGCAUGUCCUCACCUUCAGCACGUCACACCUGAGCCACUGACUCAACGUCUGAUGCUAAAUAACUCAACAAACACCACUGCUGAGCUUCCUGAAGCCACGAGCGUCACCACAACACAGGAGCCACCGACUCGACGGGUCACCAAGGAGACGCUGGAAACCCAAAAUGGCCGACGACGGACAGCGGCUCCUUAUGUGUCUCCUGGACCGUACCUGGUGGAGUAUCCCUAUGAGUACCACUUCACUAUCAACGAGGAACUGAAGUGUAAGCAGGAGAAGCCGUUUGUGGUUCUGAUCGUACAAGUGGCGCCACGCAACCGAGCUCAUCGCGACGUCAUCCGUAGCAGCUGGGGAAGCGAGAAGCUGGUUAACAACCAGGUGGUGGCGCUGUUCUUCCUGCUGGGGAUGCAGACUGGAGACGAUGCAGAGCAGGUCCACCAGCAGCUGCUGCAGGAGAGCAAAGAGCAUCAGGACCUGAUCCAGGGAGACUUUGUGGACUGCUACAAGAACCUGACCAUAAAGACCAUGGUGAUGCUGGAGUGGCUGAACUCCUGCUGCUCCAGCGCCGCUUACGCCAUGAAAAUCGAUUCUGACAUGUUUCUAAAUGUUCCCAAUCUGGUCAACUUGCUCCUCAAAGCUCCCAGGACCAACUACAUGACCGGCCUGGUGGCACACGGAGGACGAGUCUCCAGGGAUCCCAAGUCCAAGUUCUACGUGCCUGUGGAUCUGGUCAGCCAUCGUUUCUACCCUCCCUAUGCUUUGGGUCUGGGCUACAUUUUGUCUUUGGAUCUCACCACAAAGCUCAUUGAGGCUUCCAGACACGUUAGACCUCUUUACAUUGAAGACGCAUAUUUGGGCCUAUGUAUGAGACACCUGGGUAUCAGUCCAACAGAACCACCAAACUGGAACCUCUUCCGUGUUUUGCCUUUGAAAUACAGUCGCUGUGCGUACUCCAAGGUCAUCGCCACCACAGUUCCAGAAAACAUGGAUCGUGUGAAGACUUGGAAAGACUUUAAGAAACCGGGUCGGUACUGUUGAUUAGUAAAACGCAUCCUGUGCUGAUGAUUCUGUUUUCCAUGAAACUUGGAUAUUGUAAAUGGGAAUAAAGAGCUAAUCUUA